CGGAAGCGCAUCCCCCGCGGCCCGGCCAAGAUGGCGGCGGAUGCCGCCACCGAGCUGCUGUUCCUGGACACGUUCAAGCACCAGAGCGCGGAGCAAAGUACCAAUAUUGAUGUGGUCCGUUUUCCAUGUGUGGUUUACAUAAAUGAAGUCCGAGUCAUUCCUCCAGGAGUGAGAGCUCACACAAGUUUGCCUGACAACAGAGCUUAUGGGGAGACAUCCCCCCAUUCAUUUCAACUGGACUUGUUUUUCAACAAUGUUAGCAAACCAAGUGCCCCUGUUUUUGAUCGGCUGGGAAGCCUUGAAUAUGAUGAAAACACUUCAAUUAUUUUCAGGCCAAAUGCAAAGGUCAACACAGAUGGAUUGGUUCUCAGAGGGUGGUACAACUGUCUGACUUUGGCAAUAUAUGGCUCAGUUGACAGGGUAAUAACUCAUGAAAGAGAGUCACCUCCUCCACCACCCCCUCCGCCUCCACCUCCCCAGCAACAGCCUGGAUUGAAAAGGAAUCCAAAACAUGUUGAUGGAGAGAAAGAAGACCAGUUCAAUGGCAGUCCUCCAAGACCACAACCCAGGGGACCAAGGACACCUCCAGGCCCUCCUCCUCCUGAUGAUGAUGAGGAUGAACCUAUGCCAGUGUCAGUGGUUGGGGAAAAAGAAGAUGAUGUGGACCAUAGGGAGGAUUACUUUGAGCCGAUUUCUCCUGAUCGAACAUCCAUUCAUCAAGAAAGCCAGUAUUCUGAUGAUGGAGAAGUAGAGGAAGAUCAACCAGAAGAAGGGGAAGAUGAUGAUGAUGUGGAUGUUGAGGAGGAUGAGGAUGAGGAUGAUGAGGAUGAUGAUGAUGAUGAUGGUCAUACAGUAGAGAGCAUUGCCGAUGAGGAAGAAGAGGAGGAGGAAGAAGAUGAUGAAGAUGAAGAAGAGGGUGAAGAGGAGGAAGAAGGUGAUGGAGAUGAUGGCUAUGAGCAGAUUUCAAGUGAUGAAGAUGUAAUUGCUGAUCUGGAACGUGAAACAUUUAAGUAUCCAAGCUUCGAUAUUGAAUAUACUCCUGAGGAUCUGGCAUCUGUGCCUCCUGUGACAUAUGAACCUUUUGAAAAGGAGCUUGGACCUCUUUUAUACUUCAGCUGCCCUUACAAGACUGUAUUUGAAAAUGAAGUUGCUAAAAUUAAGGACCAAGAUCAAGAAAAAGAAGGUUCAGGGGCAGUGGAAGGCUCAUUUAAAUUAACUGAACUGUUGGAAUUAUAUCAGGAGGAAAGGGGUGCAAAGUGGGUCACUGCAUUAGAAGAAAUUCCAAGUUUAAUAGUAAAAGAAUUGAGCUACCUGCUGGUGAAAGACACAAAGCAAGACUAUAUUACCCAGCUAGUAGACUGGACCCUGCAAGCUUUAAACCUUCAGGUGGCUCUCAAACAGCCCAUUGCUUUGAACGUUCGGCAGCUGAAAGCUGGGACAAAGUUGGUAUCUUCCUUAGCAGAAUGUGGGACUCAAGGAAUAACAGCACUCUUGCAGGCAGGAGUUAUUAAUGUGUUGUUUGAACUGUUGUUUGCAGAUCAUGUAUCAUCCUCCCUUAAACUUAAUGCUUUUAAAGCUUUGGAUAGUGUCAUUAGUAUGACCGAGGGAAUGGAAAUGUUUCUAAGAGGUGGCACAGAUGCACAUGAAAAAAGUGGUUAUCAGAAACUCCUGGAACUCAUACUGUUGGAUCAGACUGUGCGAGUUGUUACAGCUGGUUCUGCAAUUCUCCAGAAAUGUCACUUCUAUGAGAUUCUGUCAGACAUUAAAAAGGUGGUAGAUCAGUUAGCAGAGAACACUCCUCCACUUCCUAAUCACACAGAGCCAGAGCAGGACCAGGACUUGUCAGGACUUGAAAGAACCAACCAAGAAUAUGAAAAUGAUGUGGAAGCUCCUAUGGACAUGGAUCAUCUUUUGGAAUCUUCUAAUAUAAGUGAAGGAGACAUGGAAAAACUUGUUAGUCUUCUUGAAGAGAUCUUCCAUUUGAUGGAGACUGCUCCUCAUACAAUGAUUCAGCCACCUGUGAAAUCUUUCCCAACCAUGGCACGCAUUACAGGCCCUCCAGAAAGGGAUGAUCCUUACCCUGUCCUGUUUAGAUAUCUUCAUAGUCAUCAUUUCUUGGAAUGCAUUACUUUGCUACUGUCUCUUCCAGUGACAGGUGCACAUCCAGGUGUGCUUCAGGCUAUCCGAGAUAUAUUGCGUUUUCUGGCACAGUCACAGAAGGGUCUUCUUUUCUUUAUUUCUGAGCACGAAGCAACAAACUUGUUGGUUAGAGCACUUUGUCAGUUUUCUGAUCCAGAACAAGAGGAAGGUCUGCAGUCAGACGGUGCCAACGAGGACACUUUUGCCCUGUGGCUCCUCCAUUCAACACAGACAUUACAGUGCAUUUCAGAAUUGUUCUGCCACUUCCAGCGGUGCACAGCCAGCGAGGAGACUGACCACUCAGAUCUGCUGGGAACACUUCACAACCUUUACUUGAUCACCUUUAACCCUGUGGGAAGAUCUGCUGUGGCUCAUGUAUUCAGUCUGGAAAAAAAUCUCCAAAGUCUUAUUACUUUAAUGGAGUACUAUUCCAAAGAAGCUUUAGGAGAUUCAAAGUCUAAGAAGUCAGUUGCUUAUAAUUAUGCGUGCAUCCUUGUUUUGCUGGUGGUACAAUCUUCCAGUGAUGUCCAAAUGCUGGAACAGCACUCAGCACCUUUGCUGAAGCUUUGUAAAGCAGAUGAAAAUAACACCAAGUUGCAAGAGCUCAGCAAGUGGCUUGAACCUUUGAAAAAUCUUAGAUUUGAAAUAAAUUGUAUUCCAAAUCUUAUUGAAUAUAUCAAGCAGAAUAUUGACAGUUUGAUGACCCCAGAUGGAGUUGGUCUUCCCACUGCACUUCGUGUUCUUUGUCAUAUUGCGUGCCCACCACCUCUGGUAGAAGGUCAACAGAAGGACCUUAAAUGGAAUCUUGCAGUUAUUCAGCUCUUCUCUUCUGAGGGAAUGGACACUUUCAUCCGGGUGUUACAGAAGCUGAACAGCAUCCUUAUUCAGCCUUGGCGACUCCACGUCAACAUGGGCACCACGCUGCACAGAGUUACUACCAUUUCCAUGGCCCGCUGUACACUUACUCUCCUUAAAACAAUGCUAACAGAACUGCUGCGGGGUGGAUCCUUUGAAUUCAAGGACAUGCGUGUUCCUGCAGCACUCGUUUCCUUACACAUGCUCCUCUGCUCUAUUCCUCUCUCAGGCCGCUUAGAUAGUGAUGAACAAAAAAUCCAGAAUGACAUUGUUGACAUCUUACUGACUUUUACACAAGGUGUUAAUGAAAAACUUACCAUUUCUGAGGAAACUUUGGCGAACAAUACUUGGUCUUUAAUGCUGAAGGAGGUUCUCUCAUCAAUUUUGAGAAUUCCUGAAGGCUUUUUCUCUGGACUUAUAUUGCUUUCCGAAUUGUUGCCUCUUCCACUGCCCAUGCAGACUACUCAGGUAAUUGAAGCCCAUGAUAUUGCAGUGGCACUCAACACCAGGAAGCUGUGGAGUAUGCACCUUCACGUGCAGGCCAAGCUGAUACAAGAGAUCGUUCGAUCUUUCUCUGGUUCGUCUUGCCAGCCCAUUCAGCAUAUGUUGAGGCGGAUUUGUGUUCAGCUGUGUGACUUGGCUUCACCUACUGCUCUUCUCAUCAUGAGGACGGUAUUGGAUCUAAUUGUAGAAGACCUCCAAAGCAACACAGAAGAUAAAGAGAAGCAGUACACUGGACAGACCACUCGACUGCUUGCUUUAUUGGAUGCCCUGGCUUCACAUAAAGCUUGCAAAUUGGCUAUUUUGCAUCUUAUCAGUGGAACUACUAAAGGAGAUGAAAAAUAUGCAGAGGUUUUCCAGGAGCUGUUGGCUUUGAUGCGAUCAGCUGGGGACAAUGUCACUCAUCAACAGUGUGCUGAAUAUGUAACUUCCCUUUUGCAGUCCCUCUGUGAUCAGGAUAUUGCACUUAUUUUACCAAGUUCAACAGAAGGCUCUGUGUCUGAAUUAGAGCAACUUUCCAACUCCUUACCAAGCAAAGAGCUGAUGCCCUUAAUUUGUGACUGUCUGAUGGAAACAUUAACAAAUUCUGAGAGCAGUUACAGUUGUCUGCUGACAUGCAUCCGAACAAUGAUGUUCCUUACAGAGCAUGAUUAUGGCUUCUACCACUUGAAGAGCUCUCUAAGAAAACACAACAAUGCUCUGUACACUGUAUUAAAGCGAGUAAUAACUAGUUUCAGCAAAGACACAGGUGAACUGGCCUCUUCAUUUUUGGAUUUUAUGCGACAGAUUCUAAACUCUGAUACGCUGGGAUGUUGUGGAGAUGAUGGAAGCCUUAUGGAAACAGAUGGAUCCCAUUCAGGCAGAACACUGGGUCUUACCACUGCAGAGUUAAAACAUCUACUGCAGAACAAAGAAGAGACCCCAGAAAACCUGCUUCUUGAUCUGGAGAAACAUGUUAUGGAUCGUUCUAAGGAAGAUGAUGGCCUUGAAUCCUUGCUGGACAACAUUGUUGGAGUAAGACAGAUGUUGGAAUCAGCAGGUGAUUCUUGUCCACUGAGUGACCAAGAUAUUGAGCCUACUCUUUCUGCACCAGACUCUCUUCAGAAUUUGUUUAACAACAGGACUACAUACGUGUUGGCAGAUGUGAUGGAUGACCAGCUGAAGUCCAUGUGGUUCUCACCCUUUCAGGCUGAAGAAAUAGACACUGACCUGGAUAUGGUAAAAGUUGACUUAAUUGAACUGUCAGAGAAGGGCUGCAGUGACUUUGACUUGCAAGCUGAAUUGGAGAGGUCAUUUUUGUCAGAACCAUCAUCUCCUGGACGCACAAAAACCACAAAGGGGUUCAAGCUUGGCAAGCACAAGCAUGAGACCUUCAUAACUUCAAGUGGGAAAUCUGAGUACAUAGAGCCUGCAAAGAGAGCUCAUGUUGUGCCACCACCCAGAGGAAGAGGAAGGGGAGGAUUUGGACAAGGAAUUCGACCGCAUGAUAUCUUCCGUCAGAGGAAACAGAACACAAGCAGGCCACCCUCCAUGCAUGUGGAUGAUUUUGUUGCUGCAGAGAGCAAAGAAGUGGUUGCUCCAGAUGGGAUACCACCAGCCAAAAGGCCACCAAAAGUGUCACAGAAGAUUUCUUCGCGUGGUGGAUUCUCGGGGAAUCGUGGAGGACGAGGAGCUUUUCACAGUCAGAACAGGUUUUUUACACCACCUGCUUCAAAAGGAAAUUACAGUCGUCGUGAAGGUGCUCGCGGCUCAAGUUGGAGUGCACAGAGUACGCCCAGGGGAACCUACAAUGACAGUAGAGGUGGUCAAAGCAAUUUUAACAGGGGUCCGCUGCCACCACUGAGACCAUUAAGUUCAGCAGGCUACCGACCGAGUCCUCGCGAUCGUGCUUCCAGAGGCCGUGGAGGAAUUGGACCGUCUUGGACAAGUGCUAAUAGUAGUAGCAGUGGUGGCUCAAGAGGGAAAUUUGUUAGUGGAGGCAGUGGAAGAGGUCGUCAUGUACGUUCCUUCACACGAUAAAAUAAGACCUAAUGGUGGGAGAGCUCAACCUUGUGGACUUCUGUGAAGAUGACAAAGAAAGCAGCGUCACUAAUGGACCAAUUCAGAGUUUCUGGUAUCUGGAGGACACCAAGAGAAUAUUUUUGUCUGAAGAAAAAGCUUUUGUUUGAUACAAGACUUGAAAUUUCAAUAAAAUUCAAGACUUUUUGUGUA
Molecule: messenger RNA, 5706 nt
Organism: Pseudopodoces humilis (Tibetan ground-tit)
Lineage: Eukaryota; Metazoa; Chordata; Aves; Passeriformes; Paridae
Gene: VIRMA
Product: vir like m6A methyltransferase associated
Biological process (GO): mRNA modification
Cellular component (GO): RNA N6-methyladenosine methyltransferase complex
Molecular function (GO): RNA binding
Source: RefSeq, a predicted model, not a curated record